This is a messenger RNA of Chrysoperla carnea, 1063 nucleotides long. RefSeq names its product glyceraldehyde-3-phosphate dehydrogenase-like. Gene Ontology annotation, biological process: glucose metabolic process. The coding region runs from base 40 to 1044 and encodes 334 amino acids. NCBI's taxonomy places the organism in Eukaryota, Metazoa, Arthropoda, Insecta, Neuroptera, Chrysopidae. The record is from RefSeq and is a predicted model, not a curated record. The transcript is spliced from 3 exons. Gene Ontology annotation, molecular function: NAD binding; oxidoreductase activity, acting on the aldehyde or oxo group of donors, NAD or NADP as acceptor; NADP binding.
AAAAUCGGGAUAUAGCAAAAAAAAUUUUUAAUUUUAAAUAUGCCUAAAAUUGGUAUAAAUGGUUUUGGUCGAAUCGGACGAAUGGUGACUAGGGCAGCCCUUGAAAAGGGUAUCGAGGUCAAGCAUAUCAAUGAUCCGUUUAUUAAACCAGAUUAUAUCGCCUACAUGUUUAAAUAUGAUUCGACCCAUGGUCGUUACAAAGGAUCAGUGGAAAAUAAAGAAAAUACUCUAGUUAUUAAUGGAAAGCCCGUUAAUAUAUCAAAUGAAAAAGAUCCAGCUGCAAUACCUUGGGGUAAAAAUUGUGUAGAUUAUGUUGUAGACUCCACUGGUGUAUUUAAAUCAAUCGAAAAAGCUUCAGGACAUUUAAAGGGUGGUGCAAAAAAGGUUGUUAUAACAGCACCAUCAAAAGAUGCUCCAAUGUUUGUGAUGGGUGUCAACAAUGACAAAUAUGAAUCAUCCAUGGACAUUGUAUCGAAUGCAAGUUGUACAACAAAUUGUUUGGCUCCAUUAGCUAAAGUAUUACACGACAACUUUAAAAUAAUUGAAGGUUUAAUGACAACAGUGCAUUCGAUCACAGCCUCACAAAAUACUGUGGAUGGUUUGUCGAAAAAAGAUUGGCGUCUUGGUCGUGGCGCCUUACAAAAUAUUAUACCAGCAUCAACAGGCGCUGCCAAAGCUGUGGCUAAAGUCAUACCUGAUCUAAAAGGUAAAAUAACGGGUAUGGCAUUUCGUGUACCCACAUCCGAUGUAUCUGUUGUGGAUUUAACAGUUCGUCUUUGUAAACCAACGUGUUACGACGAAAUUAAAUUGAAAAUGAAGGAAGCUGCUAACGGACAUUUGAAAGGGAUAUUGGGUUAUACGGAGGAACAAGUUGUAUCCACGGACUUUAAUGGAGACACACAUUCUUGCAUCUUCGAUGCAGGUGCUGGUAUGGCUUUAAACGAGACAUUCGUUAAGUUGAUUUCAUGGUAUGACAACGAAGUUGGAUAUUCGAAUCGUGUUGUGGAUUUAAUCAAAUAUAUGUCAACCAAAAAUGGUUUUUGAUGUACUAAAUUAUUGUGAA